Messenger RNA from Colletotrichum higginsianum IMI 349063, 1128 nucleotides. Its product is annotated as Neutral protease 2. Gene Ontology annotation, molecular function: metalloendopeptidase activity. The coding region runs from base 1 to 1128 and encodes 375 amino acids. Gene Ontology annotation, biological process: proteolysis. Lineage: Eukaryota; Fungi; Ascomycota; Sordariomycetes; Glomerellales; Glomerellaceae. The record is from RefSeq and is a predicted model, not a curated record. The transcript is spliced from 2 exons.
AUGCUCUGGAGCAGUCUCAUCAAUUUGGCGGCGCUGACCGUCGCUGAAGCCCAUCUCAAUGUCCAUAAUAGUCCCCUGGAAGUGAGAGAUGCGACGCUUCAAGUGACUUUGGAGCCGGUGCUAUCAGACAGAGUCGCCGAAGUCUCCGCAACUAUCAAGAACUCUGGUAGCAGCGACCUGAACUUGCUGAAAGUUGGCACCAUUUUGGACGACAAGCUUCCCGUUCAGCGCGUGCUCAUUGCGGAUGACCUUGGGAAUCAUGUGCCUUUCAGAGGUAUUGAGCCGAGCAUUCGAUACGACGCCCUCAAGCCGAGUCACUUUCAGCUGCUACCAGCUGGAGAGUCGUUGAAUAUCACCAUAGACCCAGCAAAGGUUCAUCUUUUCGAAAAGUCGGGGACGUACUCCGUCACUGCACAAGGACUGAUUCCGGCUGCUUUGGCGCCGCUCACUGACUUCUCUCACCCGGCAAUCGCGUUCAAGUCGAACACGGUCAGCAUCGAAGUCGACGCAGAUGCCGCCGCCAGCCGACUGGUCACAGCAGCACUUGUGGAGAGAACCAAUCUGCAACCCGGGUGCAACGAGACGACGCUGGACGCCAGCACCAAAAGCCUGUCCAACUGCCAGGCCUUGGCGCUUGCAGCAGCCGCAGACGCUGCGGACCCGGCCUCGAAGCGUUUUGUUGAAUACUUCAGAACAAACUCUUCAGAAGCCCGCGACGUUGUUGUCGCAAGGUUCAGGAGCGUUGCCGAGGAGUGCGGGACCACGGAUACGGGAGUAUCUCGGUACUUCUGCUACGACUACUAUGGGAUUUGUGAGAUUGAAGGCCCUCUUAAUGCUUACACCCUUUGGCAAUUCAAUACCGUGGUCAUGUGUCCGCUCUUCUAUGGCUUGCCCCCGCUUCCCGUGGGCUGUCAUCGACAGUGUCAAGCUACCACUACGAUCCACGAGAUCACCCACUGCGAAGGGGUCUAUGCGCCUCACACCAACGACUAUGCCUACGCUUACGACGCGAGUGUCGCUCUUCCCCUAGAGCGAGCCCUUUUGAACGCAGACAAUUACUCGCUGUAUGCCAAUGGUACGUGCCGUCGAAUGCCCAAGAAGCUUGACGUCGCAAGAAUGAAAAACUGA